GUACUAUAACCUACCCGUGUCUAUACUGUUUAGGUUACAGAUUGUAUGUAAGAAAGUCGGCGUUCUGGGGGUGAUUUUCCCUUUUAUUUUUUUUUGGUUUUUAAUUUUAAUCCGUGUUUUAUCAAUAGAAAAGAUUGAUUUGCCGUCUGAGAUUUGAAGGGCUAAAAGACACCUGGAGGAAAGGGGGAAAAGAGAACCGGCGAUCAGGAUGUCGGACGUCGAGGAGGAUUUUAUGUGCGAGGAGGAGGAAGACUACGGCCUCGAAUAUUCCGAGGACAGCAACUCUGAGCCGGACGUCGACCUGGAAAACCAGUACUAUAACUCGAAAGCAUUGAAGGAAGAGGAUCCGAAGCUGGCCCUCGCCUCGUUCCAGAAGGUGUUGGAGCUAGAAUCAGGCGAAAAGGGCGAAUGGGGCUUCAAAGCGCUGAAACAGAUGAUCAAGAUACAUUUCAAGCUCAACAACUACACUGAGAUGAUGGAGAGGUACAAGCAGUUGCUGACGUAUAUUAAGAGUGCAGUGACGAGGAACCACAGCGAGAAGUCGAUCAAUUCAAUCCUGGACUACAUAUCGACAUCUAAGAACAUGGAAUUGUUGCAGAACUUUUAUGAGACAACUCUCGACGCGCUCAAAGACGCUAAGAACGACAGGCUCUGGUUCAAGACGAAUACGAAGCUCGGGAAGCUCUACUACGAUCGGGAGGACUUCAACAAGCUGGCCAAGAUACUUAAACAGCUGCACCAGUCUUGCAAGACGGACGACGGUGAGGACGACUUAAAAAAAGGGACGCAGCUUCUGGAGAUUUAUGCUCUCGAGAUACAGAUGUACACAACGCAGAAGAACAACAAAAAGCUGAAAGCUCUGUACGAGCAAUCGCUCCAUAUAAAGUCGGCCAUACCGCACCCACUGAUUAUGGGCGUGAUACGAGAAUGCGGCGGGAAGAUGCACCUGAGGGAGGGCGAGUUCGAAAAGGCACACACGGACUUCUUUGAAGCAUUCAAAAACUACGAUGAGUCCGGCAGCCCGAGGCGGACGACCUGCCUCAAGUACCUCGUCCUCGCGAACAUGCUUAUGAAAUCUGGCAUCAACCCGUUUGACUCGCAAGAGGCGAAACCGUACAAGAAUGACCCCGAGAUACUUGCCAUGACCAACCUUGUCUCAUCGUACCAGAACAACGACAUCAACGAGUUUGAGAGCAUACUCAGAACGCACAGGGUGAACAUAAUGGACGACCCGUUCAUCAAGGAACACAUUGAGGACCUCUUGCGCAACAUAAGGACACAGGUGCUCAUCAAGCUCAUCAAGCCGUACACGCGCAUCCACAUACCAUUCAUAUCCCAGGAGCUGAACAUAGACGCAGCGGACGUUGAGAGCCUGCUCGUUUCGUGCAUACUCGACAACACCGUCCGAGGGAAGAUCGACCAGGUGAACGAGGUACUUGAACUGGACAAAGAGUGCAACUCGGGCUCCAGGUACACAGCCAUUGACAAAUGGACCAACCAGCUCACCUCCCUGCAACAGGCCAUCGUAAAAAAACUCGCUUAAAUUUA
This is a messenger RNA of Cimex lectularius (bed bug), 1548 nucleotides long. RefSeq names its product COP9 signalosome complex subunit 2 (gene alien). NCBI's taxonomy places the organism in Eukaryota, Metazoa, Arthropoda, Insecta, Hemiptera, Cimicidae. Gene Ontology annotation, cellular component: COP9 signalosome. The transcript is spliced from 2 exons. The record is from RefSeq and is a predicted model, not a curated record. Bases 209 to 1543 code for a protein of 444 amino acids. Gene Ontology annotation, biological process: protein deneddylation.